Lasiodiplodia theobromae is the source of this 1098-nucleotide messenger RNA. RefSeq names its product RNAse h domain protein. The transcript has 4 exons. Lineage: Eukaryota; Fungi; Ascomycota; Dothideomycetes; Botryosphaeriales; Botryosphaeriaceae. Gene Ontology annotation, molecular function: RNA-DNA hybrid ribonuclease activity; magnesium ion binding; nucleic acid binding. Gene Ontology annotation, biological process: DNA replication, removal of RNA primer. The record is from RefSeq and is a predicted model, not a curated record. Bases 1 to 1098 code for a protein of 365 amino acids.
AUGGCCAAGGAUAAGGUUUCACCCGUCCCGGACGAGGAGGUUCGCUCAACUGCCGCCACUAGCAAUGCCUCGUCAGGCACCAAGAGGAAGCGGGCCAAUGAGCCUAAGUUCUACGCCGUCAAGGACGGCCGCAAGCCUGGCGUCUACGCCAACUACAACGAUUGCCUAGAACAGGUCAAGGGCUUCAAGGGUGCCGUGUUCAAGUCCUUCCCCACCGCGGCCGAAGCCGAAGCCUUCAUUUCGGGCACCGCAAAGAAUGACAAGCCCGAGAAGUUCUAUGCCGUCCAGAGCGGUCGUGUCCCCGGCGUUUACACGGACUGGCCUUCGGCGCAGAAGCAAGUGACGGGUUGGACGCGCCCCAAGUACAAGGCAUUUCCUACGCGUGCCGAGGCGGAGGCUUUCGUAAAAGAUGGCAAGAAGGUCGGCGAGUCCGUCUCUGGUGUCGCCGUCGAGCCCGAUACCCAGUCCGAGGGUAAGAAGGCGGAACCACCUGCGAAGAAACAGAAGAAAGCUGCAGCGGCUGAGGAAGCAGCAACAGGAGAUUCAGGCAAAGUCGAAUGGAAGUCGGACGAGCAAAUGGCCGCAACGAAGCAGAUGCCCACCGGUGACUCCAAGGGCGGCAUGCUUAAGAUCUACACCGAUGGUAGCUCGCUAGGCAACGGCAAGAAGGGCUCGGUUGCUGGCGUGGGCGUCUUUUUCGGGCCCUUGGACAAGAGAAACGUUUCCGAAGGUCUCACUGGCGCCCGCCAGACCAACCAGCGCGCCGAGCUCACAGCCAUUCAGCGCGCGCUCGAUAUCGCGCCUCUCCAGCGCGAUGCAACCAUCUUCACAGACAGCAGCUACUCGAUCAACUGUGUGACGGUGUGGUUUGUGAACUGGCGCAAGAACAACUGGAUGACGGCCAGCAAAAAGCCCGUCGAGAACAAGGACCUCGUCGAGGCCAUCGUCGCCCGCAUCGAGGAACGCGAGAAGCUAGGCACCAAGACCAUCUUCACCUGGCUCAAGGGUCACGCCGACGACCCCGGUAACAUAGCGGCUGAUCAGUUGGCCGUUCAGGGCGCCAGGAACGCCCAGGCUGCGCUGAGAGAGGCGGCUUAG